Messenger RNA from Paramecium sonneborni, 2875 nucleotides. NCBI's taxonomy places the organism in Eukaryota, Ciliophora, Oligohymenophorea, Peniculida, Parameciidae. The record is from the annotation of a GenBank genome assembly.
AUGAUAAGUAAAAUCAAUAAAUAAAAUUUCUUACAAUAGAAAAGAGAAGAGAAGUAAUUUAGAGAGUUUGAGAGAAAAAAAAUUGAAAUGGCAUCCAAAAUUUACAUAUUUUAUAAAAAUGUUAAAAUUUGCAAUGAAUUAAAUCAAUCAAUGAUUAAAUUGUACCUACCAAAAAUAUAAACUGCUUUAUCAGUUCAAUUUAUGAAAGAAUAAGUACAGAUAUUUAAUAUAAUAGCAAACAUUUUACAAAGUCUGUAAUAUAACAUUAAAUAAAUGUCCAGAAUUUUUAAAACCAUUUCUUCUUUUAAAUAUAAAGAAUGCUUAAAACAAUGAAACCUAUAUUUUAAACAUGAUAUAACUUUUUAGUGGAUGCUUGCAAAUUUAAUAAAACAACUUUAUUAUUAAUUUAUUUAAGGGAAACCAAUUUUUAAUUAAUAGAUUGCAUGUAAUAAUAAUUUAUAUUAUUUUUAGUUUUUCAAGGCUAUUUACCUUGGACUAACUUUAAUUAAAACAUCUAAAGAAGCUAAUACUUUUAUAAAACAUUUGAAUGAUAUUUUUAUUUCUCUUCAUUUAUUAUUAAAUAAUAAUUAGUUAGGUAAAGGCUAUUAUUUAUUUUAGAUUUAUUUUAUAGCAAAAUGUAAAGAUUAGAUCCUUAGAUCUUAAAUAAUUGUUUGCCUUUACUUAUACAAAUGUAAGGAUUUGAAAUUUUCUUAUUUUACUAUUUAAAUUUAAAAUAAAAUGAAUAAACAGCAUGGAAUUUAGGAUUUAAUUAUGUGUUUAUGAUAGAAUAAAAAAAUAAUUAAUUUGAUUUUAGUCAAUUAAUGAAUCAUAUCGUUAAUUCUACUCAGUACAAGCAUUUAAUUUCAAUUAUUUUAACAUCGGAAUAAGAACUAUAAUAAAUAAGAAAGUUAUUUGAGAAAUUACAGACUUUGAAAAUUCAUAAUAGCGAUUUAAUAUUUAUAAUUAUGACGUAAUUAUUGCAAGUACUAGAAAACAAUUUUUAUCGAAUGAAUCUUCCAUAAGAUUUAAAAAAUUUAUAGUUUUAAAAUAAUUCAGAACAAAAACUUUUGAAAAUAUUAAGGAAAAAAAAAGAAUUUUAAUAAUUUACAGAAUAAAUUAAUUUUAGAAAACUUAUAGAUUUAUUAGAAAAUUAAUAAAUAACAAAUCUUUGUUCAAUAAGCAAAUUUAUAUAUUAUUUGAUAAAAAUUGGAUAAAACAGAAAGUUAGAAAUAGUAUAAUAAAUUCAGAAAUUAAGAUUUAUAGAUAAUGAAUUUUCAACAUAUAUGCUUAAUUUAUCAAAAAUAAAUUAAUUGGAUAUGAUUCCAGUUGAAGCUAUAUCAGUUUAUUGUUAUUUUAAAGCUCAUGAAUUUUAAUUAUUGGACGAUAAGGAGUUUAAAAGUAUAGUACUUGAGAAUUAAAAAGCAAAACAGAUUUUUAUUGAGAUUUUUGAAUUUAUUUUUGAAUAUACAAAAUUUUGUAUAUCUAAAAAUAUAAAUUAGAACAUUUAUAAGGAACUAAAAUUAUUUAUUAGAGAAGUAUUUGAUAGAAAUUAAGUUUUACAUUUUUACUAAUGGAAAUAUGAAAAUAUGAAAAUAAAUAGUCAUUUACCAAUAUUGUCUUUAUUUUCAUAAAGAAUUGAAAAAUUUAAUUAGUAUUUGGAAGAGGAUAAAAAGUUGUUUUAAAGGAAUUUAUUAGAAAUGUUUACAUUAGACCAGUUUGGCCAGCCAAUAGUAAAUUAAAAUAUGAUGGUAAUUAUAAGAAGAGGAGAAGAAUUUUAAGAUGCAUUUGAGUAAUUGGAGAAUAAAUAAAUGAAGAAUAUUUUUAAGGUAAAAUUUGUAAAUUAAAUGGGAAUACCAGAAGAUGGAAUUGAUGCAGGAGGAGUGACAAAAGAAUUUAUAACAAGAGUAAUAAAUUAGGCAUUGGAUCCUACUUAUGGAUUAUUUAUUGAGACUCCUGAAAAGACCAUGAUUCCUAAUCCUGCUUUUAUUUAAGAUGAAAAAUAGUAAUAAUCAUAUAAUAUAUAGAAAAUAUGCUUUUAUUGGAAAAAUAAUAGGCAAGGCUAUAUAUGAAGGAGUAUUAAUAGAGAAAGUUUUAAAUUAAGUUUUUCUAAAUUAAGUUUUAGGAAUAACGAACACAAUAAAUGAUUUUCGAUUUUAUGAUUCAGAGUAAUAUCAUAGAAUAUGCAAUUUAAAGAAUUAAGAUGUAAAUGAUUUUGGAUUGACAUUUUCAAUAACCUAAGAAUUUUAUGGUUAAAUAGUGGAAUUUGAUUUAAUUCCUAAUGGGAGAUCUAUAAAUGUGACAAAUGAAAAUAAAAUAUAAUACAUAAAUUUGUAUUGCCAUUUUAGAUUAAAUAAAUAGGUAUGGAAUAUUAAAAUAUAAAAAAAGAUAAAAGAACAAAGUUAAAUAUUUAGAGGUGGACUAGAAUAAAUGAUAGACCCUGAGAAGUUGAAAUUAUUUACCAAUUAAGAAUUAUAAUUGUUGAUUUCAGGAUAACCAGUUAUUGAUAUCUAGGAUUUGAUUAUGAAUACACAAUUCAAGGGAUAUAAGCCAUAUGAUAAAACAAUUCAAGAUCUAUGGAGUGUUUUAAAUGAAUUAGAAUAUGAAUAGUAGAGUUAGUUUUUAUUUUUCUUUUCUUCAUGUUCUAGAGCACCAACUUAGGUAUUUGAAUUAAUAGAAAAAAUAGGGAUUUAAAAGUUUAGAUCCUCCUUUUAUGAUUUAAAAAGUUCCAAUUUUACAUGCAAAUGAAAGAUAGAAAUUACCUACAUCAUCAACUUGUUUCAAUAUACUAAAAUUACCAGAUUAUUAAAAUAGAUAAAUACUAAAGGAGAAAUUAAUUAAAGCUAUUAGUUCAAAUACAGGAUUUGAAUUAACAUGA